ACAGAUAUGAAGACGCAAAAAGUAACAAAAUCUUCAAAAUUUACGCAAGUCAACGACAACGAAUAUCGUGAUUACCAAAAUAUCGGAUUGACAGUCUUGCCAGCUUCACCACUAGACGAGGGAAAUCAGAACUUGGACAGGAUAACUUAUCCUGAAGGUCACUGCCAUAAUGUCAAUAAAAGCUCGGAACUACUUCUUAAAAAUAAUUACGAAGCAUAUAAAGCUCCAGACGCUAUACCGGAAAUGCAGAGGUACAGCAGCCCUGAGCGGAACGCCAAUCGCUACGCCACACAGACAUCUCAAGACAUAGAACUUUGCAAUUGCAUCACUCCGAUAUACCAGAAGACGCGCUUCGCGGACCAGUGCGGGAAAGGUCAUUCUCAAACUAUGACUCUAAAUCGUUCCUUUUCUUCGAUACCGAAAAUGGAGACUUCGAAUCUGAGUCUCGACAGAAAAGCCGGGAAAUUCGUAACGCGACCGAGAGACUCUCAACGGAUUCUGAGAGUGCAGAGUCCAGAAAUUAUUAAUAUUCACAGAGGACCGUUCUUCGAAGGGCACGGGAUUGAUUGUGGUGGUAGUGUCAGUGAGUUUAAGUGUAAAGACCAUGAACUCAGAAGGGGACAUAGCGUUAGAGCUGCUGGAAGUCGAUCUGGAGGCAUCCUCAGCAACGUUCAUCAAAAGCGUCGCGCCGCCGGCGACGGCAUGGACGCCGAAAUGGACGAUCCAGAACUAGUUUUCGAAAUGUCGUCGUCGGCUGGCCCACCGAGUGGACACUUGGGGUUAGGGGGAGAGUGUCAGUGCCCCUGUGAUCAUGUCGUUUACAGUCCAACAGCUUACACUACUUGUUUACAGGUCAGUAAAAUUUUAUUUGCUAUAGAGUUGUAUAUCUAG
Molecule: messenger RNA, 891 nt
Organism: Diabrotica virgifera virgifera (western corn rootworm)
Lineage: Eukaryota; Metazoa; Arthropoda; Insecta; Coleoptera; Chrysomelidae
Exons: 3
Coding region: 7-891 (294 amino acids)
Source: RefSeq, a predicted model, not a curated record